UUUCACAAUAACUAGAGCGUCUGUCUAACGUUAUAUAUGAGACAUUACUUUGUUGAGAUCUUAUAAGUGGCCGGUGUUAACGUUACAUGUUUAAUUUGGGCAAGCUGAGCAGGGUUUACUGUAGUUUGAUUGUUCAUAUCUUACUAUCCUCCUAUCUGGCUUUGCGUCAGUGCUGGUCGUUAGAGUUGAAUAGUUAGCUUCUAUUAGCUAGAUUAACUUCUUGGCUAGCCUAGCUUACACUGCGAUGAGCAAGUAAACGCGAGAACAAGUGUCAAAUCGGGAUUGUUGUGGGAAGCGGAGGAGUUGCCAGGUGUUGUCACUGUCAUAGCGAAUCGCCUCAUAAUGUUAGUUGCCUCUACGGACAGGGGCAAGAACUUGGUUUAAAAGUUAUUAUUUAACUAAUUUUCAGGACAGGGUGUUACAACGUCUUUAAGUUGACGAUUUUCCCAGAAUUACCGGAAGCGCAUAAGCACUAAAGAGUACGUUUAGUUUAUCAAGAUAACCUUAACCAGGUAGCCUGCUAAAUUUAAAUAGCUAACAUUUGGUAGGACGAUAGUUCUGAUGUGUUAUGUUAACUGUUAGUGAAAAUUACGCUACGUGUGGCACAUUACAUUGUGUAAAUGUAACUCAAAUGCAAAAAUUACACCCUUAACAUGAAAUUGUCUAAUUAAUUAACUUUGUAAGUUUGAAUACGUUUGCGGUGUUAAUCAAAUAGACAUAACGUUAUAUCCUCGCCAUCUGCAGAUGGCCUGCGCAGGUGUCACAGCUCAGGUGAUUUGGCCCUCUUCCGUCUUUCUGCUCCGAACUCUGGCCAUUUCGCACUUUAGGAAGAGCACGGAGCCUCACAAACUCCCGUAGGAAAUUCGCUCACCUGCCUACAAAGUGUCGUUUUUAACUGCAAAGCGCCAUGAAACACCCGUGGCACAUUAAAGUUUAAUGUCUUUCUCGAUUGUAUGACAUGGCCGUUAGUUAUCUUUUACCUUCACCAUAAUGUGAUCAAUUAAAGAUGCCAUAUAAACUAACCUACCGAUUACAAUGCAAUAGUCUAGAGUUGAAGCACUGGAUACGUAUUUAACGUUUUAGACAUUGAAAUAUGAGAGUAACCCUGAAAUUAAGGGUGAAAUGAAGUAUUAACCAUGUAAUUGAGAUGUCAAGGUUACACUCUUGAUGGGCACAAUUAGCCCCUUGUUUGUGGUGAGUCUCUCUCUCUCUCUCUCUUUUUUUUUUUUAGUCAGACAACUAGUUUUGCUCCAUUAUUCUAGCCUUACUGCUAGCAGCAAAUUGUCCAUAAUCACACUUUUUGCUGUGUUUGAUGCAAGUUUUUCCCAGGCGACGCAGUUUGUGGGAGGAACUGUAUGCCAUCUUCAGACCUUUAUUUAUAUGUCAAUAAGCCUACCAGUUGUUUCUGUCUGACUAUUUCAAAGAGCUUUGUCAGCGCCGAGACCACUGUUCCCUCCAGCCAACCAGUCCCCGCCAACCAUCUCUCUGUGCCCAUUGUAUGUUUAAUGGGAAGAAGCCCUUGACCAAUGACCCGCAAACCCUCCCACCACAGCCCCAGCAGCCCAAUUUAGAUGUCUUUUUCCCACUUCCCACUGUGCUCAUUGCCCUGACAUGCUGUGCACUGAAGGAACAAGAGCACAUCAGCGGCACUCUUAUGAGUCUUAUAGUAACUUGUCUAUAUUCCAUUGCUGUUGGGCAUUGUGGUUUAGCCUUGAUAUGAAAUACUGCAAAGUAUUUGUGGGAUUGUUGUGCCUGACUUCUGUGGCUACAGAUUUUUGUGAAGUCAAUCUUUUUGGAGCAGAGUUCCGGCGCUUUUCUCUGGACCGGUCCAAGCCUGGCAAGUUUGAUGAGUUCUACGGGCUCCUUCAGCAUGUUCACCGCAUUCCCAACGUGGACCUGCUGGUGGGCUACGCAGACAUGCAGGGAGACCUCCUCCCCAUCAACAACGAUGACAACUACCACAAGGCCAUCUCCACGGCAGCACCCCUGCUCCGCCUCUUCCUGCAGAGGAAAGAGGAGGCAGAUUAUGCAGCGUUUGGCACAAACUCCCUGACCCGUAAGAAGACGCCGGCGGUGCUGGCCGCAGUGCUCCUGCGGCCCGAGGCCAACCGGAAGAAGCCGCCCAUCAUCAUCAGCCUGCCACGCGACUUCCGGCCCGUCUCGUCCAUCAUCGACGUGGACAUCCUGCCCGAGACGCAUCGGCGCGUGCGCCUCUACAAGCACGGCCAGGAGAAGCCGCUGGGCUUCUACAUCCGCGACGGCUCCAGUGUGCGCGUCACGCCGCAGGGACUGGAGAAGGUGCCGGGGAUCUUCAUCUCCCGCAUGGUGCCCGGCGGGCUGGCCGAGAGCACGGGCCUGCUGGCCGUCAACGACGAGGUGCUGGAGGUCAACGGCAUCGAGGUGGCCGGGAAAUCACUGGACCAGGUGACGGACAUGAUGAUCGCCAACAGCCAUAACCUGAUUGUGACGGUCAAGCCGGCCAACCAGCGCAACAACGUGGUCCGCCACAGCAACAACAGCGGCAGCGGCAGCGGCGGAGUCACGUCCGGCAGCUCGGGCCGCUCCACGGACAGCGGCGCCAGCUUCUACGGCUACUCGGCCCCCGGCGCCACCGCCAUGGCGCCCACGCACAUCAUCCAGAACUUCCGGUCCGAGGAGAUGGAGAGCGAUGAGGACGAUGAGGACCUGGUGAUCGAGGCCGGCGGUGAGGCCAGGCCCAUCGCUAUGGUGGCGGCGGGGGCCGCGGCCAGCAGCAGCAUGCCCUCGCUGCCCCGGUAUGAGCCGCACCUCAACCUGCGGCCGCCCAACGGCGCCAUGUCCGGCAGCGCCAGCGCCGGGUCCCUGAGCACGACGGACAGAGGCCUGGACAGGAGGAGCCUAGAGGAGGACGGCACAGUCAUCACACUGUAAACACACACACAUGCCCACAGAUUCAUACAAACCUGUACCACACACACAAGCAUUCAUAUUCAUGUGUAAACAGAAAUUGCUCUCUGUUCAUUCUACUAGAAAAUGCUCUCUGCUCUGCAGACUCUGCAUUAAUUGAUGGUUUAAUUGUGCUGACUGCACAUGACACAGGGACCCACUCUUUUACCUUCUUAACUCAGUAAUCCAUACGUGCUCACCGAAACUUUACUGCUCAUACACACACACACACACACACAACACAAAUACAAAUACUUACCAACACAUCAAUACUUGUAAUGUGUGCCAUAGCACUGAUGAUGAAGCCUACUGGUACUAGCACUUGUGUUUAGUGUAUUUAUGUGGAGUUAGACAGUCCACUACGGUUCUUCCACUAGGGGGCAGCAGAAGGGCUCCCUCUGCACUUAGGGUACAAUGAUGGAUAACGGAGAGAGAAAGAAAGAGAGAAUGGCGUGAGUGCACUUGUCUGCAGGAUCCCCACCCCCUGCAUAUCAAACAGCAGAGGAAAGGACACAUCUUCUGGGCACAACGACUUCACGACAAUCUGCUGUCAGCCUAUCAGACGAGCCCCUGCUUCUCUAGAAGCCAUCUGAGAAAUGGAUGCAUCAUGAAAAGAAAUCAGUUUGUGGCUCCCAACGUAUGUGUUACCAUAGUAACCGACAAAGAGCAGGGUCUGUGGUGAAGCUGUACAGCUAGGAGGGGAAAGAGGAAAGCAAACAACGCUGGUCCUUCAGUUCCAUCCCUCGUGCGCGACUCCGUGACCAUUCAUAGCAUGGCUAGUCACUUACCCUAACACUAAUGAAAAAUGUUUUACUGGAGAUUGUACACUUAUUUUCUCUUUCAAAUCAGCAAGUGUAUGUUUUUUCUUUUGUUAUGUUAUUGUUGUUUGUGUGAAUAACCUUUUGUCCUUAUGGGAGUUUAGUGAGAAUGACAUAAGUAGGCAUUGCUGACCUGAAGGUACUCCACUUCCCCUCUUUGUUAGGUUGGUUUUUGAAAUCAUCAAUACGUGGUUGUUGUAGGUAGAGGAUACGUAUUUCCUAUGGGAUCCGUAUUGAAACCGGAAGUUGGAACUUUACUACGGUCUCUGGUUGGUUAAAACUUGUCAUCUGACCUGAACAGCCAAUCACUUGUGUGUUUAGUCGUAUGACUUCGUAAAAGUUCGGUAACAAGUCAGUUGAGUAUUGAGCCGUAUAACCUUGCAGAAAAAAAAAAAAGUCAGGCGAUCGACACAAUUUCUCAACGAAAAAGUAAAGGUAAUGGUAUUAGCCGGUCAAACAGAGUAAAAUACCCACUUCCGGUUUCAAUAUGGAUCCCAUAGGAAAUACGUAUCCUCUACCUACAGUUGUAUCUGUCACCUGUCCCCUCCCUAGAGCUAUUUCCCUGCUUUAACUGAGUUUGUGUGUCCUCAAGUGUGUAUUUGUCAUUUAUCCCCACCCUCCUUUUCCUUUUUUUAAGAUUUUCACAAUCACCUCAUUCCCUUUUUGUUUGCAUCCCUACAGUAAAUAGCCUACACUGACACUCUGAAGUGUACACAUACAUUCACGUAUGAAGAGUGUUUUACUUGUAUUUCUUUUUUUUUACCGAGGCUAAUGACGGGGGUUAUGAGCUUCUAACUGGAGUGCCUGGGUGAGGCGUCACCUCAUUUCAUUCAUCAUGAAUGAACUCAUAUUUCAGAAGGUCUAGACUCUAGACACCUCGCUCACAGAAUUAGCACCCAGAAUUUCAACCCCUUACGCGACCCCCUCCAGAAAUGGAACCCUAUUUGUCAUGACCACCAUUUCUUGCACUGGGCUGCAUAUCUUUUACUUGGGCUCAGUCAAGUGUCUUGCAUGAGGGAGCUUAUUUGUGACCUGGAGCGUGACGCCAUGCACAUAAUAACUAAUGUUAUGUAAGCCGAGUGGGUAGGACGGGCACAGAUACAGAGGUGGAGAGUGGUGUGACAACUCCAGUCAACACGGGUUACAGGCUCCUUAUGAAACCGAGACCCAACCAAACGUGACUGGGCCUUGUGCAGUCCUCAGUUUCACUAGUGUCCACGUGUGCAGGGCGUGUACCAAAUGCCUACACUCCCUGCCAGUCUAUGAGUCAAGACUUCCCUUCCCAUCUUAAGUAAACACACUCUUACAUUCACACACGUCCUCUGUAGUUAGUUUUUCAAGCAGACGUGCUACCUCUUGAUGGAUUUGAGGGGAAACUGAUUUUGCUAGCACUACUUGGGAUGCUCCCCCCCCCCCCCCCCCCCCCUUUCUUCUUUUUUUUUUGUGCAAAACGACUCAAGUGUCAAACCUUAUUUGACCCGUACAUUCCAGAAGGUUUGAAUGCUGCUCUCAUACAAACGCCUUGUCUCAGUUCAUCUGAUUUUAUAUCUCAUAGAGGGAAAUUGUUAAACUAUGAAGAAUAUCCAAAGCAAUAGUGUUUAAUUUACGCUCAACCUCAGCUGAACAUAAACACACCUUGGGACUUAGAAGAGAAGGUUUUCAUUCUGUAUCCUUUUCAACGCUGAUGCCCCUAGCCAAUCGAUUGUGACGAAUCUCAUUGACACUCUGCCUUGAAUGUAGCGUUAGACAGUGGUCGCUAAAAAAGAAACUCCGAUGUGUAACUGUGACCCAUUGAUGCACUGGACUGGACUGGAGUGGACUGGAUAGACCACUCAUGUAUUCAAAGGAGCCAGUGUACAGCCGUCACUCUUUUUUUUUUUUUUUUUUUUUUUCCAGCGACUCCGUACUUUACAUGUAGCCUAACCUGCAGACGUACACGAUUAGAAUGAUAAUGCAUCUGAUUGAUAGGAUAAGGUACCAUAUAGAUUCACUGAAAAGAGCACAUAAAGGACCCACUCUAUUGGCUCUUUGUGUGCUAAGUAGCACAGAGGGCUUCAUGGGGCCCCGGUAAAUUGUUGUGCAUUAAAUAUACUCAACGCACGAAUGACAUAAUGAAUGGAUUUAUAAGGAAGAUGUUUUUAAUUUAUUUUUAAAAAUAUUCUAACCACUGCACAAAACCCGGGGAUCAUCACCACAGCAAAUGUAUUUAUUUUGUAACCACUGAGAAAUGUAUUUGUCAUUAUUUCAGCAAGUGUAUAUAUACACACAUACUCAUACAUGAUACAAUAAUCAACCCUUCUAUCAAUACUGAACUCAAUUUGGUUGGUUUUAAAAGCAAUUAGGCAAAAUUGCAAACAUCCUUUAGGUAUGUAGACAUAUGAAUACUUAUGCUGUUUUCCAUACUGUGAAUUCUUUUAUUUCUGUAAGAGAUUUUAUUGUAUCAGGAUACACUAAAAGGGGCUUUUAAAAGUUUUUUUUUUGUUUCAUUUUCUUUUUUUAAAUAAUGAGCAAUGAUAUUUUUUUUUGCUUGCCAGAUAAAUUCUAGGGUAUAGAUUUGUACUGGAAAUGUCAGUAUUUUCUUAUCAAUACAAUUAUGUACAUUUGUAUCACGUUUAAUUAAAAUGUUUUAAGAUAAUAAAAGUGUAUAAAUAGGUGCACAUGUAUUAUAAGACGAUUCGAGCUGGAGAAAUAAACUAAUGCGUAGUAACUCAA
Messenger RNA from Clupea harengus (Atlantic herring), 6455 nucleotides. It is a transcript of the gene pard6b, whose product is annotated as par-6 partitioning defective 6 homolog beta (C. elegans). Lineage: Eukaryota; Metazoa; Chordata; Actinopteri; Clupeiformes; Clupeidae. Gene Ontology annotation, cellular component: nucleus; cell cortex; apical plasma membrane. Gene Ontology annotation, biological process: establishment or maintenance of cell polarity; regulation of cellular localization; centrosome cycle. Gene Ontology annotation, molecular function: protein binding. The record is from RefSeq and is a predicted model, not a curated record.